Trifolium pratense (red clover) is the source of this 2322-nucleotide messenger RNA. Its product is annotated as protein kinase PVPK-1-like. The record is from RefSeq and is a predicted model, not a curated record. Bases 176 to 2059 code for a protein of 627 amino acids. Lineage: Eukaryota; Viridiplantae; Streptophyta; Magnoliopsida; Fabales; Fabaceae. Gene Ontology annotation, biological process: protein phosphorylation. Gene Ontology annotation, molecular function: protein serine/threonine kinase activity; ATP binding. The transcript is spliced from 4 exons. Gene Ontology annotation, cellular component: nucleus; cytoplasm; plasma membrane.
AAAAAAAAAAAACAAAAGAGUGUUGAGUUCACUUCAUUCUCUUGUCUUCAUUCUGUCGUUGCUGCAAAAACAAAGUCCCUUCACUUUUCUGGAAUGAACAAAUGAAACAACAAUUCUCAUUCUUCAUCCACAUUGCCAUUUCUCUUCUCUGAUCAGGUGUGUUUAGAUAUCCUUCAUGGAGUCACGUUCGCGUAUCAAUGCAUUUGAAUCGAUAUCAGAGGUUCAGAAUUCAGUUUCUGGAGUACCGAUACGCCACAGCCUUCCUUUAACAUCAGGGAUUCCUCGUCCUUCGCGGCCUCCCUUAUAUAGAAAUAACGGUGCAGCUUCUUCUUCUUCCACAUGCUUUUUGGAACAAAGACAUCAUCAUAAUUAUCGAACAAAGAAGAUUCACCAUCUAAACAGCUUUGUAAUUAAUCAGAAGCAUAAAUAUCAAGACCGGAACAAUGAAGGAUUGCCAACAAAAUUAUGCAGCAAGCAACUGUUUGCGGAUGAUCCAAAGAAUUGUGGCUCAAGUUUCACAGUAUUAGAAUCCAACAAUUGUAUCUUAGUUCCAUCAAAACGAGCUGUUGUUAAUCAACCAAAGAAUUACCAUUGUCCGUCAGAGGUUAGUUUUUGUCCUAGUCCUCAGAGUAGUUUCUAUUCAGCCACUCUAUAUUCGGAAGCGAAACAAAGUUUCACCAAUACUGAAGUCAGUGAGUGUGUUAGUGUUGAUAAUAAGUCGUAUGAAAGCGGAGAAAUUUCGACUUCGUGUGAUUUUAAUGAUAGUAGGAAAACCAGCAUAUGUAGAGCGAGUACCGGAAGUGAUGUUAGCGACGAAAGCAACACGAGUAGUUUGAGCAGUGCUGUGUAUAAACCUCAUAAGGCAAAUGAUAUAAGAUGGGAAGCGAUUCAAGCUAUCCGAGCUCGUGAUGGGAUGUUGGAAAUGAGGCAUUUUAGGUUGUUGAAAAGAUUGGGAAGUGGAGAUAUAGGAAAUGUAUAUCUAGCAGAACUUAGUGGCACAAGGACUUCUUUUGCUAUGAAACUCAUGAACAAAACCGAGCUCGCAAGUCGCAAGAAACUUCUGAGGGCUCAAACGGAAAGAGAGAUAUUGCAGUCUUUAGAUCAUCCUUUUUUACCAACAUUAUAUACACACUUUGAGACAGAAAAAUUCUCUUGCUUGGUAAUGGAGUUUUGUCCUGGAGGUGACCUUCAUGGGAUCAGGCAAAGACAACCUGGGAAGUAUUUCUCGGAGCAUGCUGUCAGGUUUUAUGUGGCAGAAGUUCUCCUUGCUUUGGAGUACUUGCACAUGCUUGGAAUCAUCUACAGAGACCUUAAACCUGAGAAUGUGUUGGUGCGAGAAGACGGUCAUAUAAUGCUUUCUGAUUUCGAUCUCUCUCUAAGGUGUACUGUCAGUCCAACUCUUGUGAAGUCAUCAAACCCGAUCGCCGAAACGAAAAGCUCAGGAUAUUGCAUUCAGCCAACAUGUGCAAUGCAGCCAGACUGCAUGCAAUCUGCAUGCUUUUCACCGCGGUUCCUAUCCGGAAAAUCCAAGAAAGAGAAAAAGUUCAGAUCAAAGAAUGACAUGCAUCACCAAGUGACACCUCUGCCAGAGCUAAUGGCUGAGCCAACAAGUGCGCGAUCAAUGUCCUUUGUAGGCACACACGAGUACUUGGCGCCUGAAAUUAUUAAAGGCGAAGGACACGGCAGUGCUGUGGAUUGGUGGACGUUCGGGAUAUUCUUAUACGAACUCUUGUUUGGUCGAACACCAUUCAAAGGUUCAGCAAACCGAGCGACACUGUUUAAUGUUGUUGGACAGCCUUUAAGGUUUCCGGAAUCUCCUACCGUCAGCUUUGCUGCAAGGGAUUUGAUCAGAGGUUUACUUGUGAAAGAGCCUCAACACCGUCUUGCCUAUAGACGUGGAGCUACCGAAAUCAAACAGCAUCCGUUCUUUCACAAUGUGAACUGGGCACUGAUCCGUUGCGCUUAUCCGCCAGAGGUACCGAGACAGACCAUGAUGAUGAAUCUAACCUCAACCGAAAAUGAAGUUUCUGGUAAUUAUUUAGAUGUUGAUUUCUUUUGAUUCUAAACUGUGAUGUGUAGUGUUUUUAGACCAUAUUUCAACUACAUUCAUGGAUCUUCAAUUGAUGAACUGUUGUGUAAGAAAUUCUAAAUGCCUUAAUUUGAGGAACAAAGUGUAUAUUUCUCUCAUUUACCUCAAUCAGUUUCCUAUAUAACACUGUUUUGGAUGUUAUGGUCAAGCAACUAUAUACUAUAGUUUAUAGUUUAAUUAUGAUAUGUUUGAAUUUACUAAUUUACGUUUAUCUAAUCUUCUAUAAGUACUUA